Molecule: messenger RNA, 2880 nt
Organism: Trypanosoma theileri
Lineage: Eukaryota; Euglenozoa; Kinetoplastea; Trypanosomatida; Trypanosomatidae
Exons: 1
Coding region: 1-2880 (959 amino acids)
Biological process (GO): actin filament bundle assembly; actin filament network formation
Cellular component (GO): actin filament bundle; actin filament; cytoplasm
Molecular function (GO): actin filament binding
Source: RefSeq, a predicted model, not a curated record
AUGGAAGGGAGUUCCAGAGGGUUACUCCCAUCAAAACGUCAGAAAUUCACAACGCUACCAGCACUGACACCUGCAAGCCGAUCUGGCGCUGCAGCCAAUGUUUGGAAUCAAGAAGCAGAUGAGGAGGCAGCUGUAGAGACAGACUAUAAAAUAGAACGUCACCGCUAUGCCAAGUUAGUGCUGCAAUACGCUCAACGUUAUCAGCAAUUUACCUGUGUAGAGCUUUUUGUAGAGACGAUGUUGCAAGAUCUUACCCCGCAAAGUGGAGUCACACCGCUUAUCCGAGCUGUAGCAGCAUCCUGGGCAAUGAAACUUCUUUGUAAUUCAACCAAUAGACGAGUUAUGGAAGCCUUAGUGGAUGCAUUGUUUCCUGCUAUUUACCGUGACUACAAUGAACAGAAGUUAGAUUACGCCCCAGCUGCAAUACAAACUUUCGUCAAUGAUCGAAAUCUUAUUCGAGACAAUCCAUUUUUCUCUCAUUCUACCUAUGUACAGGAACUCAACGCGAGUCUCUUAAAGAUUGAAGUUCUUUCUAAAGGACUUCAUCGUUCACUGUCAACAAACGGAAUUUAUAAGAAAUUUACUAUCUUACUUCUUGAGUAUAUUAAUAAAGAGAGAAAAAAGAAAGCCUUUUUGGCGUGGCGUACCUUCACCAAAAGACGUCGUGUAGAGGAUAUGCUUCACCGUAAUGUGAUGCAACGCCAUAAUAAAACUGUGCGAGACUCAUGCCUUCAGGCCGCCUUCUUUAAAUGGAAGACCGCUGUGGAAACUUCACGUACAGAGUACCUCACGGAGCGACUGCAUCAAGCGGCAUUUCAAUUAGAAGGUGCCAAAAAUCAAUUUCAGAUGCAGUGCUUUCGGGCAGAUAAGUGGCAGCUUGGUUAUGAACAAGGUCAAGAAGAUCUUAAUUUAGUUAUUGAAGAGCGUGAUGCACUACAACAAAAAGUUGAAGAACUCAGUGCAACACUAAUUCUAAAAGAGAAAGAGCACCAAGAACGCAUGGUGGCCCGUAUUCAUGAAGUUCUACUUCUCGUUCGAAGGCAACGAGAGACUCUUAAAAGGGUGAUUGAUUCACGUUUCCGAGCUGAAGACCUUACUGAGACUUGGUUCAAUGAGGCACUUGCUGAAUCUUCUAAAGAGGCGACAAAUGUAGUGAAUGGAGGUAAUGAUAACAGUAGCGGAAGUAGCAGUAGUGGUAUUCAAACACAAGGUCAUGUAUUUCUCUUAAAAUGGUGUAAUUACAUAUUUGCAAAAGAGCAAACGAAAAAACCACUUGAAGUUUCAAAUUUUGGUUCAGAUUUUGCGAAUGGUGAAGCAUACUCCAUUCUGCUUCAAUAUGUUUUUACAACAUGUCAAGCCAAGCCACCGAAGAGUGUAAGCAAUUCUACUUCAGAGAGAUUGCGAUGGGUUUGCAAAGUUGCUGAAAGCACACCACUUGCUAUUAUCCUGCAACCGGACGAUUUUUACCACCAGCGAGAAGACAAAAUUGCGGCAUCGAUUGCGGAAAUAUUUUCCUAUCAUGUUAAUGAAAAGAGAAUGACGUUUGCCAAUGAGGCUUGUUCUCUUGUUACCCAAGUGGGGUUAACACCAGAGUCUAGAAUGUCUGUUUUUGAGUCUGAUGAUAUUCCACAGGAUGAAGAUACCCUUAAACAAAAGGUAGGAGAAUGGAAUGGAGAACUAGAAGAAUGGGAACAAGAACUACAUAAUGGUAUUUUAUGUGAGAGAAAUCUACAGCACUGCAAUAUCACCGUUACACAAGAGAGUGCCUGUAUUGUUCGAGAAAGAAGUAAAGGGAAACCUUUUUACGUUAUAACGUCAAAAGCAAGUUUACUAUUUCUUAAACUCAAUGUAAAAAGUAUGGAAGACCUUCGAACCCGGUUUAAAUUACCAAAUGUUCAAGCAUGGAAAACAUUUCUACGUGUGGCUCUAAGAAGUAUUUUAUGGAAAUAUGUGCACCUCAUCACUUGUAUUUUUUAUCACUUUGCUGGUGUUGACGCCCGGCAAAUGAGUGAGGUGCAGUUUUGGCGUUUCGCUGAAGAAACAGAGUUAUUAGUUAUUCCUUUAACACCCCUAGUGGUGGCGCAAAUGUUUGACACGGUCGCAUCACCUCAAUUGGCAGCAAUGCUUCGUGCAAGUGCGAAAGAUGAAAAAAGCGCAACGUUGGCAGAGGCAGCACAAGAGGAAAUUGAUAUCCGUUUUGUCAAACCUGCUCAAUUCACAGAAAUUCUUGUGCGAAUGGCAGUGACACGUUUCUCCGGUGGAUUGCUAGAGGUGACAGAGAGAUUUCUUGAUUCAUUGCAAUUUCCAUCUAUAGUAGAUAUGCCAUCUCCAACCCUUUCCUUCUAUGGACCAGAACCACAAAAUGUUGUCUCAUAUUUCCAGUCUGACUUGUCGCGGAUAUUUUUCUUCUAUAUGAAACAACAGUUAAGUGGAACCUUGUCGGGGCGAUCACGUAAAUUUCAAGGAUGUGGACGUUUCAUGGCACACCUGUAUCAUACAACCUAUUUAAAAAUGUUCGCUGAUUGUGAUUUUCUCAUUCUUGAUGGUGAACUUGAACAAGUUAAUGGACAUAGUGGAUAUCAAAGGAAGUUACACUUUAUGGCCGCGGACGAAGUUUUAAAAAUGUUGGAAGUUAUACAGAAGCGAGUCCCGUCUAUUCCACAGGGAGAAAUAUGUUUUUCACUUUUUUUGGAAUCUUUCGGUGUGGCUUGCACAUAUUGGUGGCCAGAUCCAAUGGUACCUCUAUCACGGAAGCUAGCCGCGUUUCUAGUGGCUUUCAUCGAAAAGCUGCGUGUAGUACAUGCACGCAGUACACUAGUUUUAGGAGCUCCACCCUUUGUUGAUCUUGAGGGUGGUGAACGUGUCGAUUUGUCUCGAUAG